This is a messenger RNA of Misgurnus anguillicaudatus (oriental weatherfish), 4317 nucleotides long. RefSeq names its product regulatory factor X, 3 (influences HLA class II expression) (gene rfx3). Gene Ontology annotation, molecular function: DNA-binding transcription factor activity, RNA polymerase II-specific; RNA polymerase II cis-regulatory region sequence-specific DNA binding. Gene Ontology annotation, cellular component: nucleus. Gene Ontology annotation, biological process: regulation of transcription by RNA polymerase II. The record is from RefSeq and is a predicted model, not a curated record. NCBI's taxonomy places the organism in Eukaryota, Metazoa, Chordata, Actinopteri, Cypriniformes, Cobitidae.
GUUCGGUUGCACGGCGAGCUUUAUAGCAACCGUUGCCCUGAGCUGCAGCGCCAUAGUCACCGUAGUCCUGGCGACUGUAACCCGCCAACAAUAACAACAACAACCCGCUCCUCUCCUCUCCAUCCUUACAGCACCUUCCUCUCAUCCUCAUCCUCACAGCACUGCAGGCGCCAUGCAGACCCCAGAGGCAGGCGCUGACUCCGCGUCUAACGUUCCCCUCCAGACCAGCGUGCCUGUGCAGCCUGCGGUCAGUGCACAGCAGGUGGCGUCUCAGGUACCCAUCCAACAACAGGCGCAGACUGUUCAACAGGUCCAGCAUGUGUAUCAGGCACAGGUGCAGUACGUUCAGGAGGAAAACAACAGCGUUUACACCAAUGGAACCAUACGGACGUAUUCUUAUGCCGAGCCACAGCAGCUGUACAACCAGAACAACGCCGGGAACUACUUCGAUACGCAGGGCAAUUCGGCUCAGGUGAGCACCGUGGUCACGACGCACAGCAUGUCCAACAACGGUAACGGCAACGGCGCUCUGGCCAUGGGCCUGUCGGGAGGUCAGAUCAUCAGCAGCUCUGGAGCUUAUCUGAUUGGAGGAAACUCCAUGGACGGCUCCGCCCCUCACACUGCAGCGCAAAGCACCAGAGCCUCUCCUGCCACGAUUGAAAUGGCGAUUGAGACGCUCCAAAAGUCUGAAGGUUUGUCCAGUCAGAGAAGUUCGCUGCUCAACAGCCAUCUGCAGUGGUUACUGGAUAACUAUGAGACAGCAGAGGGCGUGAGUCUGCCCCGUUCAACCCUCUACAAUCACUACCUGCGUCACUGUCAGGAGCAGAAGCUCGACCCAGUUAAUGCUGCUUCUUUCGGGAAACUCAUCCGCUCCAUCUUCAUGGGGCUCCGCACUCGCCGCUUGGGCACCCGGGGAAACUCCAAGUAUCACUAUUAUGGGAUCCGCGUGAAGCCGGACUCUCCUCUGAACCGACUGCAGGAGGACAUGCAGUACAUGGCAUUGAGACAGCAGCCCGUCCAACAGAAGCAGAGAUUCAAGCCACUACAGAAGGUGGAUGGAAUGACAGGGGAGAACUUCAGCAGUGGGCAGCACACUCCUACUACUGCAGAGCAGAACUUCAUUGCUCAGAGUCAGCACCAUCAGCAGUUCCUGGAUGCCUCCAGAGCUCUGCCAGAGUUUGUUGAACUUGACCUCGGAGAGCCUGUGGAAGGCAUCAACUCAGAGGACGUCAAAGCCCUUCAGACGCUAUACAGAGAGCACUGCGAGGCCAUUUUGGAUGUGGUGGUAAACCUUCAGUUUAAUCUAAUAGAGAACUUGUGGCAGACUUUCUGGCGCUAUUCUCCAUCCAACUCAAUAGAGGGCGUCACUAUUACAGAAAACAGUGGACUGAGUGAAAUCGAGGGCCGUCUGCCACGGGCCCAACUGAUCCUGAUCUGCCGAAAUGAUGCAGUCCUGAAGUGGAUGAAUGCUUGUGAUCAUCUGAUGUAUCAGGCCCUCGUGGAGAUCCUUAUCCCUGAUGUUCUGAGACCUAUUCCUAGUGCCUUGACUCAAGCCAUCCGUAAUUUUGCCAAAAGCCUUGAGGGCUGGCUCACCAACGCCAUGAGCAGUAUUCCCCAGAGAAUGAUCCAAACCAAGGUUUCAGCUGUUAGUGCCUUUGCUCAGACCCUCCGCAGAUACACGUCUCUGAAUCAUCUGGCGCAGGCGGCCCGUGCGGUCCUGCAAAACACCUCCCAGAUCAACCAGAUGCUUAGUGACCUCAACCGCGUGGACUUCGCCAACGUGCAGGAACAGGCCUCGUGGGUGUGUCAGUGUGAAGAGGGGGUUGUCCAGCGUCUAGAGCUGGAUUUUAAAGCCACCCUUCAGCAGCAGAGCUCAUUGGAACAGUGGGCAGCUUGGCUUGACAACGUGGUCGCUCAAGUUCUCAAGCCAUUUGAAGAUAAACCACUGAGUCUCCCCAAAGCAGCGCGCCAGUUCCUGCUCAAAUGGUCCUUCUACAGCUCGAUGGUCAUUAGAGAUUUGACCCUCAGAAGCGCCGCUAGCUUCGGCUCUUUUCACCUUAUCCGCCUGCUGUAUGACGAGUACAUGUUCUACCUGGUGGAGCACCGUGUCGCCCAGGCAACCGGAGAGACGGCCAUUGGAAUUAUGGGAGAGUUUCAGGACCUGAACACCAUGUCACCGGCCAACAUUGACAAAGAUGAGGUGAGCGAGAUGGACAGCGACCUGGACGAGGAGGUCGACGAGUCGGACGAGCCGCUCGCCAAGAGAGAAAAGGCAGAGACGGAGGUGAUUCAGGUUCUCCAAGUGGGGGCUAUGGAGGACGGCAGCAGCACGGUGGUGGGCGUGGUCCAGCCCAACAUUCUCGGAUCUUUACCCCAAACCACCGGCAGUCACACCGAGCUCAUCCUCGGCUCAUCCGGAACCAGCACCAUUCGCCACUGCGGCAGCGUGGGAAACACGUACGCCUCUGUGUGAACGCCCGAGACGUCUGUUUCUCUUCUCCUGUCUUUUGUCUCUCUCACUACCAUCUCUCUGUCUGUCUGUAAACGUCCAUUCUCAUCUUUAAUGAGACGUAAUCUACACGACGGUUUACAUCACAGAAACACGAUGCACAGCUGCUUCUCUUCGACCCAUCUGAAGCUCUACGGUGGGUCAUCUGCAAAGUUCUGAUGAACUACUCAAAGUAAAUCCACACUUGAAGAUGUGACGAGAUGCUGAUUGUAAUGACUGAAGCCCUCGUGUUAAUAGGAGACAUUUGUUGUCGUCGUCGUCGUUGUUGUUGUUUUUUAAUGACACAGAACUCAAAUCCAAGCCACUAACUCCACAUGAGAAUAUACCGUUUGCCUAGUCAAUAUUUAUCACUUCUCGAUUUUAUUGUACUGAUCAUUGUUUACAGUUUGGUUUAGAAGACGUAAUUGGCCAAAUGUUGCUUGCCGUUUGUCGUUUGGUUAGAGAGUGUAAAGUCUUGCUGGCUGUGUAACUGUGCUGCUAUGAUGGAAGCAGGCCAGACGACCGUACUGAACAUAUAAUGAGCUUGCCGCCUUUUCACCUUCUGUACUCUGCAGUCCUCCGAGUGUUUCCAAUUGCCUUCUGUUUGUAGACUUGUUGCUGUUUGGUAGGCUGAAGAAGACGUCUGUCUUUGUACAUAUAUAUGCUGCAUGUACAAAAUGUGUCGUGGCUCUUGGGAGUUUCAUUUUUUUACAGUUGGGACCAAAAACACAGGAGUGAGAGACGACCGGCUGUCCUAGGGCUUUAUCGAAGCUCUGUUGCCUCUCAAACCUGUGCGACAUUGCAGAGUGAAUGUCAGGGAUUUUCUGUACCUCGGGUUCAAUUUAGUGCCUUAACUCAAACAACAGCUUUUCAUUCCAUCUAGACGCUAAUGCGACCGUGAGGAGGUCGUUCGGUUCGGUUCAGACUGAAAACCACACCGUUGGAGAAUAUUCAUAGUCUCGCGUGUGUAGACAUCUGCCUUCUGAUUUGAUCGCCGUGGACUUUGGCUGGAUUUGUGCUCUGACACCAGCGGUUAUUGCAUGAAAAUUCAGGACGGAGGCCGUAACGUGUCUGUCGCUCAGCUGUCCAGGCUUGCCCUGUCCUUUAUCCACUGGAGUUCAGUGAAGGACGUUGUGCAUGUGCGUGUGUGCGCGCGUGUUUGUCGGUACGUACGUGAGAGCUCGAGCGCGGGGUGUUUGUCGUUUGAUUGUUGUGUGUUUGUACCUUGUCACCCUACCUCAUAUACCAGCACUGCUGGUCUCAAUGACACAACGAGUCCUGACGUCUAGAGUUGUGUCAUUCUUUGCUGGCCCACAUGUUGUCAUGUGAUUUAAAUUAAUUGCUGACCCCCACAAAAAUGAAUAUUUGUAUUGUGGAACAAACGUCGAUAUGCUACAAUAUAAAUCUCUAUAGGUAUACAAAUAUAUGAUUACAGUUAAAAGUCAUUCUUUGUUUUUUACCUGCAUGUAUAGCUGGCAGUCAGAAGUGGUGUUUAAUUUAGUAAUAGCUUGUUGUUUGUUUGGUUUCGUUUGCUUUUUUAAUAAACUAUGAAAUGGAAACGGGGUGUUAACCUGAUGGUUGUAAUGCCGUAAAAGACACUCCUAUAUCUCUUAAGUGCUGGAUUUGGGAAAACCGCAUCCGUUAUAUAUAUGUUAUAGAUGAAGUCCACCGUUUGGUUUCACUCGGACCACCGUAUGGACAGAUACGAUUUCUUUUAUACUUGACUUCUUAUCGACUGCUGUCCUAUAAUGAAAACACUGGAAAACCGUAGUUAAGUGUUUCAAUUGUCUUUACUACUGACAUAAAAAACUUGAUUCAUUUUUUUGUAA